ACCAGAGACGUCCGCGUCGCUCUUCGGCCCUACUUCUAGCCGCACCUUCUGAAUACCUAAACAUUCACUGACUUUCUUCUGCUUGCCUUUGAUUCCCUGCGUUUUUACUCGUCCGCCGCCACCGGAGUAGCGACGCCUCCCGACCGCUGUUAUUGCCGCAUCAUCUAUCAGUGCCCACCCUUCACCACCAACUUGCCCCGCGUGACUAGAAAUAGGCGCACACUACGCUCUCUCUACUUGCACCACUCCAUGCCUUAACUCUGCUGGAUCUCCAGCACCUUUUGCUGCUUUCGCUCCUUGCCACCUUUGUCCAACGCCGCCCAAGACCCCCCGUCGCAAACAUGCGCCCAUUACGCAUGCUACUCUCCUUCGCCAGCUCCUUCAUAGCCCUCGUAUUACUUAUAUUCACCGUCAUAGGCACAUCAGCCGUAGUCGAAGAACAGGAUGUCAUAUCAGUCGCGUCAAGUCGAGGCCGCUUCAAGGCCGCGUCCUUUUUUUCCUCGCCAGGCUCGCUGUUCCCACCGUCUGCCAUUAUCAGCCUGACCGACGACAACUCGACCUUCUUCCUCGCCCGCCCAGCCGCCUUCGGGCCCGAUCUGCCUAAAGAUGGUCUAAGCGGGCCUUUAUGGGUCGGUAGCGGCUUCGGAGACGAUACCUUGGGUGCGGGAGAGUUGGGGUGUAGUGACGUUCCGGGCUGGGAAGACGGCAAUGACGACCUUGUCGGCAUUUCUCAGUCAGCAGGGAGUAUCAAGGGCAUAUCCAAAGGGGACAGGGCGUCUGAUGCCGAGCAGGCCUCAGAGCAUGUCGCCCAAGACGAUGGCACAGACGACCAUUUACAACCCCACAUCGACAAAGUGCGCGUCAAGCCACGAGUCGGUCAUGCUGAUAUCCAGUCGCUCCAGGAGAGCGCCGAGAUUGCAGGCAAGGUCGUACUCCUCAAGCGCGGGGGCUGUGGUUUCCUGGCCAAGGUUCAAUGGGCCCAGUCUCGCGGAGGAAAGGCUGUUAUUGUGGGAGACGACGUUCGCGGCGGAGCUCUCGUUCGAAUGUAUGCCAAAGGAGAUACUUCAAAUAUCACGAUUCCGUCUCUGUUCACUUCGCACACGACUGCACAUCUCUUGUCUUCGCUCUUACCAUCCGAAGGUAGGCUGUCGCAAUCCACGCUGCCAAAAAUUGGCUCCGACACAACCAAGGACAAGAAUCAGCCUUCGUCUGCUCAAGCGUCGGACAAGGCUGCGCAGACAUCAGGCCACUUGAAGUAUUCUGCGGGGCCAGCCAAAGGCAAUACCAACGAGGAACGUCCCAGUUGGCUGCACUCGUUGCUGUCGAUGAUUGGCUUUGGUGCGAGCGACGGCUCUCCCAAAGCUGGUAGUCGAAGACUCCCCAACAGCGGCCAUCUCCAAUGGGUCGAGGCUAGCGAUUGGGAUGAUGACCAAAAGCCUAUCCGGACAAAGUCUGCCGCUCCUACUGCAACUUCCACAAAGGCAUCAGAUGAUUUCGUCAUCGGCGAGCAAGAUUGGCGCGAUCCUGACCUCCUGCCUCUCCCCUCAUCGUCAGCAAGUGGAACUCGGUAUCCAGCUAGCUCAACUCCAGUUGCCUCGAAAUCGGCUAGUAACGUACUGCCUGGAAGUGGCGAAUAUAACAACGAGAAAGCAACAAACAAAAACAAGGGCUGGUGGAGGCGGUCGUCUUCUCCCGAGGACGACACCCUACACCCAGUAUCGCACAAGCAGACGAGGAGUAUAACGUCAAUGACUGGCGCCCAUUCAGGCAAAGUCAAGACUUCACCACAUACUUCAGGUCGUCACCACGAAGGACUGUGGGUGACACUAACACCCACAAAUGUUUCGACUAGCCCCUUCUUUGAUACCCUCCUUGUGCUUGUUGUCAGUCCGUUGGUCACUCUUACUGUUGUGUACGUCCUGCUUCUCCUCCGGUCUCGCAUACGCCGCCGGAGAUGGAGGGCUCCCAAAUCUGUAGUUGAGCGCCUUCCUGUCAGAACCUACCAGACGAUUAGCGAAGCUUCGUCUGCUGCGACCUCCAUUGUAGCUUCCCCGACAACUCCUCUGCUUCAACACUUCUCCACUCCAUCCAGAUCGACCACUUCCCGAUCACACUCCACAAUAGAGUCUGAAGCGCCUGCCACAUCGACCUCUGUUCAACAGGAGACCCGUGAACAGGAAGAAGAGAAACGCGAAUCAGGGCUCGCCGCUUGGAGGCGCCGCUACGGUGGUCGACAGAGAGAGUGUGUUGUAUGUCUAGAGGAAUAUGUUGACGGUGUCAGUCGAGUCAUGAGCCUACCGUGUGGCCACGAAUUUCACGUGGAUUGCAUAACACCUUGGCUUGUUACGCGUCGGAGAACGUGCCCUAUUUGUAAAGGUGAUGUUGUGAGAACGCUUUCUCAAUCGUUCCACGACCGGCUGCAGUCCGUAUCGCCAACAGGUUCUCCACGACUAUUAGCCAACGGGGAUGACGUGCAGAAUCAAGCAGCUGAAGCUCGCAAUGAUUCGCCCUCGGCCUCGCGACCUGUACCGAUGUCCAGAUCUGGACCUAGCGACACAUCUCGGCUUGAUGAUGACGUGGAAGCUGGUUGGUCAAGAAACAAUUCAUCUGAGACCCGUGGAACUGAACUCGGAACAUCAUUUCGCGAGCUAGCAUCAUCAGUGUCUACUGUUGUGUGGCGAGGAGUUGACGCUGUUCGAAACACUACAGGUCUUCAGCGACGUUCUCCACCUGAAGACGUUGACCGCAAUCGCUAG
Molecule: messenger RNA, 2756 nt
Organism: Pyrenophora tritici-repentis Pt-1C-BFP
Lineage: Eukaryota; Fungi; Ascomycota; Dothideomycetes; Pleosporales; Pleosporaceae
Source: RefSeq, a predicted model, not a curated record